Molecule: messenger RNA, 438 nt
Organism: Heterostelium album PN500
Lineage: Eukaryota; Evosea; Eumycetozoa; Acytosteliales; Acytosteliaceae
Gene: arcE
Product: actin related protein 2/3 complex
Exons: 2
Coding region: 1-438 (145 amino acids)
Biological process (GO): Arp2/3 complex-mediated actin nucleation; regulation of actin filament polymerization
Cellular component (GO): cytoplasm; Arp2/3 protein complex; actin cytoskeleton
Molecular function (GO): actin filament binding
Source: RefSeq, a predicted model, not a curated record
AUGAGCAACUACGAAGAAGAAAACAUCGAAGAGAAGACUACCGGUGGAAAGUCUGAUGCUGAAUACAAAUCCGAUAUUGCUGCAAGAGAGAGAGAAGUCACCAAAUUUUUGAAUCAAAGUAAAGCAGUUGAUGCCUUACCAGUUGUUUUGGCAGAUCCACCAAUCUACACUAAAUCACAAGCAAUUAAAGAUCAAAACGCUGCAAUCGUUAUCAAUGUUUUGUCAAACAUCAAGGAAAAGGAAAUCGACGGUUGUUUAGAGUCACUCGAUGCUGAUCAAUUGGAUAUUUUGAUGAAAUACAUCUAUCGUGGUCUCGCUGCUGCCGCCACCUCUGACAACACAAACGCUGCUCUCUUUUUCAAGUGGUACGAAGCCACCUUGAAGAAGGCUGGUAUGGGAUGUGUCGUUCGUGCCAUCUCCGAGAGAAAGACAGUUUAA